Molecule: messenger RNA, 1860 nt
Organism: Ornithodoros turicata
Lineage: Eukaryota; Metazoa; Arthropoda; Arachnida; Ixodida; Argasidae
Product: arylsulfatase B-like
Exons: 12
Coding region: 208-1818 (536 amino acids)
Source: RefSeq, a predicted model, not a curated record
AUCUCAAUCGUAGUGCGCACGAUUGUGUGGAGAGCGUGUGGAGUGCCUAAGAGCAAGUGUACCUUCAGCUGCUCAACUGUUUAGAAUUCAUAUUGGAGGCAGGUUUUCCAACGUCGUCUCAAGAGGGAAAAACUACAAAAACAACCAAAGGCAGUGGAAUGAAGGAUUGGGCAAGGAACACAACCAGCGCAUCCUGAUACGAUCAACAUGAAACGCCACGUAUCUCUUGCUGUUGCACUAUUGUCUAUCUUACACCAAGGUCUGUGCAGCCCUCCUCAUAUCAUCGUUGUCGUAGCGGAUGACCUGGGCUGGGGUGAUGUGAGCUUUCACGGUUCUCGUCAGAUUCCUACUCCCAAUAUUGACGCCCUUGCCGCCAGCGGGAUCGUCCUCAAUAACUACUAUGUCUCCCCGAUUUGCACGCCAUCUCGGAGCGCCUUGCUCUCCGGACGUCACCCUAUACACACAGGUAUGCAGCACGGCACGAUCUUCGCCGCGGAACCCUGGGGCUUCCCUUUGCAGUACCAGUUGAUGCCAGAGUUCUUCAAAAAGCUCGGCUACGAGACGCAUGCCGUUGGAAAGUGGCACAUUGGGUUUAUGACUGAGGAUUAUACACCGACAAGGCGAGGCUUCGACUCAUUCUAUGGCUAUUACAACGGCCAUCAAGACUACAUGGACCACACGACAUACGAGCUGUACAGAACGGGAAACGACACAGUAUGUGGAUGGGGAUUGGACAUGCAUCAUAAUCUGGAACAGGACAAGUCACAGCUGGGAAACUACGCAACCAAUCUCUUCACCGAGCGGGCCAUUGACGUCCUUAAAAACAGGGACAAAACAAAGCCCAUGUUCUUGUACCUGGCCCAUCUUGCAGUACAUACCGGAAGUGGUUACAACAUCCUGGACGCGCCAUACGACUAUGUGCAAAAAUUUGCGUACAUCAAAGACGACAAGCGGAGAGUUUUCGCUGCCAUGGUGUCAGCUCUGGAUGACGCAGUCGGAGAGCUCGUCAAGGCAUUGUUGUUCAGCAACAUGCUGAACGAGACGCUUUUGGUGCUGACAACCGACAACGGCGGUGCAGCCGGUGGAGUGGACCAGAGCGCAGGCUGCAAUUGGCCUCUCAGGGGCACCAAGACGACCCUAUGGGAAGGUGGCGUACGUGGCACGGCCGUUCUCUGGGGUCCUCGAUUGGCUGGACGGCGUCACGUGGCCUCGCAGCUCAUGCACAUCACUGACUGGUUACCGACGCUCUACCACGCUGCUGGUGGCUCCGUAGCCGACCUGGGCGACAUUGAUGGUUACAAUCUGUGGGAGAGUUUGCUGUCCGACAGCGUCUCUCCGAGGCCCGACGUCCUUCACAACAUCGAUCCUAUGGACCAGAACUCUGCGCUUCGCCACGGGGGAUACAAGCUCGUCCAGGGACAUAUUAGGCUCAAUGACUGGUACAAGCCGGCAGACUAUGAUCAAGGGCCACACAAUGUGGAGAAACUACGGUACAAGAGUUCCGUUGGACGGACACUUCGCAAACUGGGUCGUCCGUUGGUAGAAAGCGUUGAUGAAGCUCUCGAUGAGGUGGUGGUCAAGUGCAACCUGCCCAUGAACGUCAGUGCCUGCUUUCCCGAGAAGGCUCCCUGUCUGUUCAACAUCGAAGCGGAUCCGUGCGAGAACGACAACAUUGCUGAUCAGCACCCGGACAUUGUGGACUUUAUGUUGAAGAGAUUGGCUGUCUACCGAGAGUCUAUGGUGCCGCCGCUCAACAAAGCACCCAUCAAGAAAGCUCUGCCGAGACUACACGGCUACGUAUGGAAACCUUAUCUGUAGAUAGAGCGAUACAUUAUUCUAAUAAAAGUAAAAGUCAGUCUA